Messenger RNA from Hevea brasiliensis (rubber tree), 1140 nucleotides. Its product is annotated as spindle assembly checkpoint component MAD1-like. The coding region runs from base 1 to 1140 and encodes 379 amino acids. Gene Ontology annotation, molecular function: nucleic acid binding; zinc ion binding. The transcript has a single exon. Lineage: Eukaryota; Viridiplantae; Streptophyta; Magnoliopsida; Malpighiales; Euphorbiaceae. The record is from RefSeq and is a predicted model, not a curated record.
AUGAAACCUGGAGAAACCAUUUCAGAAAUGAGCACAAGAUUUACUGAUCUGGUGAAUGUUCUCAAAGCUCUUGAAAAAGAAUUCACUGAAGAAGAGUUAGUCAAGAAAGUCUUGAGGUCACUACCUAAAUCAUGGGAAACAAAAGUUAUAGUGAUCUUUAAUACCAAAGAUUUCUCCAAAUUCACUUAUGAUGAGUUGAUUGGUUCUCUUAUUGCUCAUGAAAUGCUUUAUGACAAGAGCAAGAGCAAUGUAGAUGAUGAAAAGAAAAAGAGAGGAAUUGCCUUAAAGUUAAGCCAAGAGGAUGAAUUAAGGAAAACUAUAGCUUUUAAGGAUGCCUCAAGUGACAGCUCUAAUAGUUCAAGUGAUGAAGAUGAUCUUGCCAUGAUUACAAGAAGAUUCAAGAAAGCAUUCAAAAAGGGAGGUUUGAAAUAUAAGAAAUUCCUAAAGAAGUAUUCUCCCAAAGGUGAAACAAGCAAGGAUCAAAGUGAGAUUAAAUGCUUUGAAUGCAACAAACUUGGUCACAUCAAGCCAAAUUGUCCUAAAUUGAAAAAGAAGAAUUCAAAGGACAAGAGCAAGAAAGCCUUGGUUGCUGGCUGGAUGGAUAGUGAUGAUUCCUCAAGUGAUAACUCUAGUGAAAAGGAGGUUGCACACAUUUGUCUCAUGGCUCUAGAAGAGGAUAAACCAGAAAGUUCCCAACAAAGAGAAAUCAACACUGAGGUAAAUAAUUUUGACUCUCUUAGUAUUGAGGAUUAUGAAGAUGCAUUUGCCAAAUUGUAUGAAGAAUGCAAAGUUUACAAGAAAAAAUGUUCUGCUUUAAACAAAGAAAUUGCUUCCUUAAGAGCUGAAAAUGAUUCUAUGAGUAUUAUUGUACAAGAAAAUAAGUUUUAUAAAAAUCAACUACUCUUGUUUGAUGAGUUGAAUAAGGAGUUAGAAGAUUCAAAAAUUGCUUGUGAAAAACUCAUUGAGAAAAAUAGGAUUUUAGAAACUAAGGUGGAAUCUUUGACAAGUGAUUUAGCUAAAUUCACAAAUGGCACACAAAUUCUUGAUACGUUACUUGGUUCUCAAAGAUUAUCAAAUCAAAAAUCUGGUCAUGGUUAUGAUGGAUUUAUGCACUAUGGAAAUACAAAAAUUUCUUUGUAA